Messenger RNA from Cephus cinctus (wheat stem sawfly), 430 nucleotides. Its product is annotated as homeobox protein Hox-A4-like. Bases 1 to 396 code for a protein of 131 amino acids. Gene Ontology annotation, biological process: neuron differentiation; central nervous system development; regulation of DNA-templated transcription. The record is from RefSeq and is a predicted model, not a curated record. Gene Ontology annotation, molecular function: DNA-binding transcription factor activity, RNA polymerase II-specific; DNA binding. NCBI's taxonomy places the organism in Eukaryota, Metazoa, Arthropoda, Insecta, Hymenoptera, Cephidae. The transcript is spliced from 2 exons.
AUGAAUAAAAAUUGCAUCGAUGGUUUCGAAAAUUCAGCAAAGAACGGUUCCUCGAGUACAAGUUCGGCUGGUCCAGGAGGUGGCGGAGGAGGAGGUGAUAAUAGAAGUAACGGUGGUGGAAAAUCAAAAAGGGUUCGAACGAUAUUCACGGCAGAGCAACUCGAGAAACUUGAGGGUGAGUUUGCAAGGCAGCAAUACAUGGUUGGGCCUGAGAGACAGUACCUGGCCCACGCCCUGAGACUCACUGAGGCUCAGGUUAAGGUCUGGUUUCAAAAUCGGCGAAUAAAGUGGCGCAAACAUCAUCACGAGCAACAGAGUCAGCAGCUGCGCGAAAUACAUCAGCGAUCACUCUCAUCCCUGGAGCACGAGGAUUGUGACGAGACUGGAGAGUGGUGAACAACCCUGAAUCCACCCGAGAAAUUCACCCCGA